Messenger RNA from Daktulosphaira vitifoliae (grape phylloxera), 2810 nucleotides. RefSeq names its product solute carrier organic anion transporter family member 4C1-like. Bases 331 to 2376 code for a protein of 681 amino acids. Gene Ontology annotation, biological process: sodium-independent organic anion transport; transmembrane transport. Gene Ontology annotation, molecular function: protein binding. Gene Ontology annotation, cellular component: membrane. Lineage: Eukaryota; Metazoa; Arthropoda; Insecta; Hemiptera; Phylloxeridae. The transcript is spliced from 12 exons. The record is from RefSeq and is a predicted model, not a curated record.
UUUAUAUUCCACAGAAUGUGAAGCAUAAAUGGGACUGCGGUUGUGAGCAUAUACCUACGCUGUGUGGACGAUACACAAUUGCUUUAUUAUAUACUACCGUAGUAUUAUGUAAACUAUGCAUACCUGACGGUGAUAUGCACGCGUAGUCUUUGGUCGUCAGAACAGAUAAUUUUUGGAGUGCGCGUGUUGUGUUGAUACAGUCAUGAAGAGGACGUUAAAAAGAAUAAUCGUUAUAUUGUCUGUGUUGUGAAAACUUAAGUCUGCUCUUGUAAAUGUGCGAUUGUCUUGUAUUAGUGUCGUAGUGUAUCAAAAGUUACUAAAAAAAAGAAUAUGAUGAACAACCCGUAUGCGCGACCAACAGUGCAACCGCAUAUAGAAGACCUACCAUCUGACUGUGGAUUACAAUGGUUAGGAUUUUCUUUGUGUCGCUCUUGGAUAAGAUGUGCUACUGUUGGAAAAUUUUUACUUACCAUAAGUGUGUUCGUAUUUUUGCAAAUGGCAUCUCAGAAAUUUUUUUUGUCGACUUUAGAAUCUAAAAAUUAUAAUAUACCUAAAGAUAUUUCAAAUUGGUUGUGGCUUUUCAGUGGAAUUGUCCAUUUACUUUUAUCAACAUUUAUCGGUUACCGAGGAGGUAAACGCAAUAAAUGUAAAUGGAUUGCAUUUUUUGGAAUAUUACAAGGAGUUUUAGCAGUUUUACUUGCUAUAAUUAGUGCUUCUGAACAUUAUGAAAUGCAACGUCCAUCGGCUUUAGUUUUAGCAACAUCAGACACACCGCUUUGUGAUGAAAUUUUCAUUCCAAGAAAUAAAGAACAUUAUGUUCAAUUUCAUUGGGUCAAAAUCAUAGUCUUAUUUAUUCUUCAAGCCAGUAUGUCUCUUGGGAGUACUGCCUUAUUAGCACUUGGUUUAGGUUUGCUUGAUGAAUCAGUUUCUCCCACAAAAAGUCCUGCUUGUAUUGGAGUUGUUAUUGGAUCAUCUCUUAUGGGAUUUCAGGCGGGUUUAAUGAUUAGCAAGUAUGCCAUCCACGUAAGCGCUGUAUCUAAUCUUGCUGGAGAUAUUGCUUGGAUAUCUAUUGGUUUGUGUUUAAUCGUUGUAUCCAUUAUUAUUGCUUUAUUUCCAAGUAGAUUGAUUACUAGUAGAUCGGCAUCAUUGAUACGUAAUAGUUUAAUUUACAGAAACAAUAGAUAUGAUUUCAGAAGUACCCUUGGUAGAAUUUUUGAAAGCAAGUUGAUCAUGACUAAUAUAAUUGCUAUAGCAUGUGUUUAUACAGUGCUAAUAAAUACAAUUUAUGAAGAGCCAAAUUAUAUGGAAUCAGUAUUUUUUGUACAAAAACAUACAUUUGAUAUGACUGACCAAAACACUGUUAUUAUUGAUUUACUGAGAUAUCCUCUUGCGGCAUUAUGUAUUUUCUUAUCUGGAGUACUAAUAUGCGUAGCUCAACCUAGACCAACAUUACUGGCUGCCUGGAAUAUUGGAAUUAUAUGUGUAGUGACUAUUUUAGCAUUCUCUAGUAUGUUCUUACGCUGUUCUAAAAUACAAGUACACAAUCAAUUAGUUCACAAGCAAGUACUAAAUGAUCAUUGUAAUCGAGAUUGUAAUUGUCCCCAAAAUAUAGCAUUCGAUCCUGUAUGCUCGUCUAAUGGUCAUAUAGUGUAUUAUUCUCCAUGUCACGCAGGAUGCAGAACUCAAGAUUUGUACUCUAGACAAGAGUAUGUGAAUUGUAAAUGUAUGGGUACUGAAUCGGCGAGUAAAAGAGCCUGUUAUGAUCAGAACUGCCAACAGAUGAAUGUCGGUUAUCAAUCAAUAUCUGUUCUAAUAUUAUCACUUUUAGGAACAUGCAUUGUGGGUACUGUUAUUCUUCUUUUAAGGAGUACAGAACCAGAUGAUCGAACCACACUUUUGGGAUUUACCGUAACUAUUACCUGUUUAAUUGGUCAUGUACCUGGAAAAUUUAUUUAUAUUUGUGUGGCACGUUUAACUUGUAUUUUGUAUGAUGACAAUGAUCAAUGUCGUUUAAAUGGUUCUGCCACAUUCUCAACAUAUUUAAGUCUAUCAAAUAUUAGUAUACUCAUGACUGCUGCAGCACUUUAUUCGUGUGUUUGUUUACUAUCAAAGCACUUACAGCCAUAUGGAGGAAAUGACGCUAUGAAAAAAUCUAUUAUAAGUUCUGUGUCAAGCCCUUUAAGUCCAUUAACACCACCUGGAUUUGAGGGACGUGUUUCCAUUCCAACAAGAAAGCCGCCAAAGAGAAGACCUUCAGAUUUACAAUUUUCUGAGGACAACACAAAUAUUGAUUUUAUGAGACAUACUGAUGAUUACUCACCCAGAAGUCCUGGUACAACACUAAGGGAAGGUGGUGUUUUAACUACAUUAUUGUAAUUAAAAAUAAAUUAAAUUCCUAUUAGGUAUAUUUUAUUAAAACUGGGAAAGUUAAUACUGUUUUUAACUCGUUAAAGUUAAGUUAACUUUGUUAUGUUAAAAGUAUCUAAAAAAAAAUUAACUUUAUUUUUAUAUUGUUAUAAUACAUUUUAAUUUAAUACCUACGGUAUUAAGUUUAAAAAAGUAACUAGUUAAAUUAAAAGUUAAAUCCACCAAAAUUGUAAUAAGUUACCUAACUUAAUAAAAUUAACAUAACAUUUCAACUAAACUUUAGCGUGUUAAAGCCCAUUUUAUAAUUUAAGUGUAUAAUUACAAAGUAAAUCAAAUUGAGUGCCUUAUAAAAUAUUUAUACUACAAAUAAAUCAAAAUAUAAAACAGCCAUUUCUAAUUCUAGAAAAUUAUAAUCACUUAACUUUUUCUAUAUAAUGAAAAUA